AUGACAGACCCGGCGACCCAGGAGUCCUACGCUGUCCCAGACCCGACUAUUGUGGAUCCCUGCCCCGCCGUGGUGCGGAACGGCCAGUGCGCCCCGGAUGGCUUCAGCAACAACCAUCACCAGCAAGCCAAAACCCCCGGCCACCCCGAGGCGUUCACCACGGGCCAGGAGAUGAAGAUCACAGACAGCGUGGAAGGAGAAGGUCUUCUCGAGAGCAGCAUGCGCCUGAAGCCCCAUGAGGCUCAAAGCUACAGGAAGAAGGCACUCUGGGUCUCCUGGAUCUCCAUCGUGGUCACACUCAUACUGGCUGUUGCAGCUUUCACUGUAUCAUUUAUGAGACACAGCGCAUCAGCCUUCGGAUUUGCCUUUGAUGCCACGCUGGACGUCCUGUCAUCAGUCAUUGUCCUCUGGCGCUACAGCAAUGCAGCAGCGGUGCACUCUGCACACAGAGAGUAUAUAGCAUGUGUAGUCCUCGGGAUUGUGUUCGUUCUCUCCUCCUUGUGCAUCCUUGGAAAAGCCAUCCAUGAUCUGGCUACCAGGGUGCCCCCAGAAGUGGACGACUUCCUCUUCAGUGUGUCCAUAGUGAGCGGGCUCACAUGUGCUCUGCUGGCUGUGGCCAAGUUCAUGCUGGGAAGAGUGCUGACUAGCCGGGCACUUAUCACUGACGGGUUCAACUCUCUGGUCGGUGCUGUUAUGGGGUUUUCCAUUCUGAUCAGCGCCGAGGUCUUCAAGCACCACACUGAUGUCUGGUUUCUGGAUGGCACCAUCGGAGUCCUCAUUGGACUCAUCAUUUUGGCAUACGGCGUCAAGCUCCUGAAGGACAUGGUGCCCCGCGUGAGACAGACGAGGAACUACGAACGUUUCGAGUGAGAGCCGUGUGUGUUUUCAAGACGAGCAGGUUCACACGCACACACACCCACACACCUGGCUGCCUCCUGCCCUCCGCCCUCUCCUCUCUGUCUUUCAAACACACUUUAAUACACAUCACACCCGCACAUAUAGACUCUACACUCCCAUGCUCUCAUACACAUGAGCAUAUGCAGUACACACAUGCAUUCAUACAUUCAGAAAUGAGCAAACACACAUGCAUGCACACACACACACACAUACACAGACGUCUAAGAGACUUUGAGGGAAACAUGAUUGGAGACCACCUCCUGGAAAGAAAGCACUGCAGUUAAAUUCGUCUUUUCAGCUCUUCUGUCUGUGAAACCACCAGUUUAAAAAUGACACCUGGAAUGAGGAAACAGCCCGAGAACUGAGACUCCAGCUGGAGCUUUGGAUUUGUUCGACCUGGAUGUACAGUAACUGCUGCUUAAUGACACCGAUCACAUUGUAUUGUUGGUAUAAUGUCCAUCAUAAUUAAUCAAAUAAUGUUUUGUUUGUUUGUUUUUUAAUUUUUUUAGGCCUGCAUAGAAAAUUCAGGAUGAUUCCCAAAGAAAAUAACAUUUUUAGCAUGAUUAAAACAGACAGAGUUGCUGUAAAAACCUCAUCAUCAUCCUCCCUUCAAGGCUGCCACUAUACAUCCUAAUUUAUUACUGAGAGGGGGAGACAGGAAGUAAUAAGCAGAGAAAAAGGGACAGAAAGCAUAAGCUGUACCAAGUCAAACACUGAUUUCUCCAUCAGCGAACAGGGUGAGGUCCGUCUAGAAACUCUCCAACUUAAAGCAAACAGCAGUAAAGAGCACAGGAGACGCUGAGGACAAACAUUUGCCACGCGAUGGCUAUAAACUUAAGUGCACAAUUCAUUUAACCAGUUUAUGUUACAGUACAUUGCAUUGCCUACCGUGCUGUAUGUAAUGUAUCCAAGCACAAAUGAGCAAACUUCCCUCCAUGCACUGGUGGUGGCUGUUGCUGUCAGUUUAGCGCAGCACUCGCUUCAGCACAUUCAAACUAAGGAAUGAUUUUAGCCUGUUUUGUCUUAGCUGCUGGAUCUGACUCAACAUAUGUUGACAUAUGGUACAUAUCUUUUGAUUUGUUUACAGACACGCAUACCUUAGUCAGUUAUUUACUGAAAUCCAUUCAGUGUCUUCUCUUUUUUUUUACUUGAAACUCAGUUUUGACAAAGUUUUAGCAGGUAAGAACUGAGGAAUAGUAAUAAAAUCCAA
Chelmon rostratus (copperband butterflyfish) is the source of this 2107-nucleotide messenger RNA. RefSeq names its product transmembrane protein 163-like. The transcript has 8 exons. Gene Ontology annotation, cellular component: synaptic vesicle membrane. The record is from RefSeq and is a predicted model, not a curated record. NCBI's taxonomy places the organism in Eukaryota, Metazoa, Chordata, Actinopteri, Chaetodontiformes, Chaetodontidae. The coding region runs from base 1 to 870 and encodes 289 amino acids. Gene Ontology annotation, molecular function: zinc ion binding.